This is a messenger RNA of Solanum dulcamara, 1085 nucleotides long. Its product is annotated as expansin-A23-like. The coding region runs from base 1 to 780 and encodes 259 amino acids. NCBI's taxonomy places the organism in Eukaryota, Viridiplantae, Streptophyta, Magnoliopsida, Solanales, Solanaceae. Gene Ontology annotation, biological process: plant-type cell wall organization. The record is from RefSeq and is a predicted model, not a curated record. Gene Ontology annotation, cellular component: extracellular region. The transcript has 2 exons.
AUGGCCAAACACCAAAGUUUCUUCAUUUUGUUUAUCACAUUUGUUGUUAUUUUUUUAGUUGAAGCAUUUGAAAGUAAAGAGGUAGAUGGAGAUUUGGUUGCCAAGGGAUGGGAAAAUGCACGUGCUACAUUUUAUGGUGACAUAAAGGGUGGUGAAACCAUGCAGGGAGCUUGUGGUUAUGGAAACUUAUUCCAGCAAGGUUAUGGUCUGGAAACAGCAGCACUAAGCACAGCACUCUUUAACAAUGGAUCAACCUGUGGAGCUUGCUUUCAAAUAAUGUGUGUCAAUGCUCCUAAAGCGUGCCAUCCAGGCCAAGUCAUAACUAUAACUGCCACCAAUUUCUGCCCUCCAAAUUACACAAAAACUACAGACAUUUGGUGCAAUCCUCCACAACGACACUUUGAUCUGUCAUUGGCUAUGUUCUUAAAGAUUGCUGAGUACAAAGCAGGAGUUGUCCCUGUUGUUUACAGAAGAGUCAGUUGCCACAAAAAAGGAGGUCUCAAGUUUGAGAUCAAAGGGAAUCCUAAUUGGAUUCUUGUUCUUGUUUACAAUGUGGGAGGUGCCGGAGAUGUUGUCAACGUCAAAAUCAAAGGAUCUAAGACUGGAUGGCUACCAAUGACGCGAAAUUGGGGACAAAAUUGGCAGACUUCUCAGCAGUUGUUAGGACAAUGCUUGUCUUUCCAAGUACAAACGAGCAAUGGCAAAUGGGUUCAAUCUGAUAAUGUUGCUCCUGCUAACUGGCAAUUUGGUCAGACAUUUGAAGCGAAGAAUAAUUUUUAGUGAUUAUGUAUUGUGGAAAAUUAGUAGCUUUUAAUUUUUAAUCAAUAUAGAUUAUGAUCUUUUCUCCAAGUUUUUUGUUUCCGAAUAAAUUCUCUAUAUUUGAGUGGACAUUGAGCAAGGAAGGAACAAAAAAAGAAGCCAAAGGUGUGGUCUAGCGGUAAAUGAAGCAUGAGAACUAUCAGGUCUCAUGUUCAAAUUCCAGCAAAACCUACAAUACUAAGCAAUCAGUUCUUGAAUAGGCGGAGGUAGCAGGUGCAAGAGCUGGCCCAGACACGUCUAAAAAAGGAAGGAACUAAAAAGGUCAC